UUUCUUCGAACGCAACAUUAGUACUUUCAGAAAAAGACGAGAUUGCUGUUAUUCCACCACUUAGCGGAGGUUAGAAUGGUUACUCCAAAGGACAUUGUUAAACUACAACAUGAAGAGUUAAAUUUUGGAGAAAUAAUUGAUUUGGUAACAUCUCCCAAUUGUGGAGCUAUAUCCAAUUUUAUUGGUAUUACUCGCGAUAAUUUUGAUAAUAAAAAGGUUUUAAAAUUGGAAUAUGAAGCAUAUGAACCAAUGGCAUACAAGGAAAUGAAUAGUAUAUGUUCAAAAAUUCGUUCUCAGUGGAAUGUUCAUCAUAUUGCUAUAUAUCAUCGCCUGGGAGAGGUACCAGUAUCCAAAGCAAGUGUAAUGAUUGCUGUUUCUUCACCUCAUAGAGAAGAAUCACUGGAAGCUGUUAAAUAUGCUAUAAAUUCAUUGAAAGCAUCAGUUCCAAUUUGGAAAAAAGAAGUGUAUGAUACACAAGAUGCACAAUGGAAGGAAAAUCGGGAAUGUGCCUGGUCAAAUAUUGAAGAUACGAUUGAUUUACAAGAAUCAGAAAAUAUUACAAUAUCAAAUGAUACAGUAGAAACUGUAGUAGAAUAUGAUGGUGAAGAGGAGGAGGAAGAAGAAGAAGAAGAAGAAGAAGAAGAAGAAGAAGAAGAAGAAGAGGAAGAUGAAUUUAGAGUAGUAAUCGAUCCAAAUCUUGUUCAAAUUCGUGCUACACCAGACGAAUUAAAUCAUAGAAUAUCAUCUUUCAUUGAAAGAAAACGUCAACAAGUAAAUAUCGUGAAUGUACAAGAAUUUUGUUGUCACAGACACCAAAGUGAUGAAAAUGAGGAUUCAUGUGCAAGAGUAGAUGCUAUUCUUAUUCGGAGGAAAGAUUCUAAAAGUCACGUGAAAGUGCACAGAGUACUGAAUGCUUGGGGACCUCAAAUGGUUGAUCAAUAUACUUUGCGUAAGGCCACUAUGUUGGGAGCAAGUACAGCAAAUAAUUAUUCGUACGUAUUAGACGAUAGGAUCUCGACUACUGAAAGAAUUCUUGGUAUGAAUCGCCCAGUCCCCAAAGACGUAUACGAAAGACUUAAAAAUAUCGAAGAUCGAAUACUGUAUUUAGAAGGAAUAUCUCCCGAAUAUAAGGAUUUUUGGAACACAGAUGACAUUAUCAACCUUAAAGGAGUAUUUAAACCUGUCAGGAAAAGGACAUAUUCUAUGGCAGAACUUGAUUCAAAACUACAUGAAUUAGAGGAUAAAUAUGUUAAAAAAAUGAAAUAA
Messenger RNA from Habropoda laboriosa, 1266 nucleotides. RefSeq names its product molybdopterin synthase catalytic subunit (gene Mocs2B). The coding region runs from base 76 to 1266 and encodes 396 amino acids. Gene Ontology annotation, molecular function: molybdopterin synthase activity. NCBI's taxonomy places the organism in Eukaryota, Metazoa, Arthropoda, Insecta, Hymenoptera, Apidae. Gene Ontology annotation, biological process: Mo-molybdopterin cofactor biosynthetic process. Gene Ontology annotation, cellular component: cytosol. The record is from RefSeq and is a predicted model, not a curated record. The transcript has 8 exons.